UGGAGCCCGAAAAACGUGGUAUCGCUGGAACGGGUAGCUGGUGCUCGGGGAUCGGCCAGAAUAUACACUCCAGCACCAGUUGCACAUCAGAAUUUGCAGAGUGGAUCAAGUAGUCGAAAGCGUAUUCAGGCAGCCUUCAACGUAAACAAAAAUGGAGCUAGGGGAGGGAGAGGCGCAAAUUUGUCGACUUUGCGGUCAGUGCGAAAGAAUAUACAUAGACGUGUUCGGCGAGGAAGGUACCAAGAGAUUUUUAGGCCUGAAGAUUCACACGAAAAUCAACAUUCUGAUAAAAGAGAAUGAUGGAUUGCCACAUAUUGUUUGUAUACGAUGUAUCGGUACAUUGGAAUUCUUGUGUGACUUUUACGAGACCUGCCACCUCACUCAAAUGGAACUCUCGGAGGGCAGUAAAAAUAAGAUAGAAGAAAGCGAUGCUGAAUCUGACAAAGAGAAUGCUUUUCCAUCAAUGUACGACGCGAAACGUAAAAUAAAAGUUCCAUCGCCCAGCGGAUCAAAAAGUACAAAACAUGGUCUGGUUGUGAAUAAUGGAUUGUACUACAGUACAGAAACGAAAGACGGAAGUAAUAGUCUUUACCGCGUAGAUAAUAACGACCGUUCAAAUAAAGUUCAGUCUGUCAUGCAAAUGACUGUACAAAAAUGUACAAAAGGCCUAGCAUUAGAAGAAAAAGGAAAUGUUUCAAAGGGAACGAUAAUUCGCAACAGAAGAUCGGAAUCUCUGAAUAGUACAGUAAGGUCCAGUCAGAACGCUAGUAAUAGUAUACAACAGCCUUUACGUCGCAAAAGGGGUAGGAAAAGUAAACUAGAAAAAAUGAAAGAAGCCAGUGUAUAUUUGAGCCUAAAGAGGAAACUGGAAAAGCAUGCAGAGGAUGAAAAGAACAAAGAUAAUCCGUAUAAGAGGCACUAUCUACAUACAAUCUGGAUAAAUAACAAAUCUAACUUGACAAAGAAUUCUGUGAUAUUAUCUAAGCCCCAAGUUGAAAGAGUAGCGAAGGGAGAACUAGUAGUAAAUACGUUGUCGAAUGUGUUUCAUAAUGAAAAUAGCAAAACUGUUACUAUACCUGAUGAUAAUACAGUUGAAAUAGAAACUAAUGUCAAAGACUCUGAAAUAACUGAAGGCCCUAUAAAGAAGAAUGAAGACAACUCCAUGAAAAGCAAAGCAAUAUCGGUUAUCGUGAAGCAAGAAAAAGGAGAGGCUGAGAGUGCAUUUUCUCAGCAAACUAGAGAAAUAGAUCAACUUGUUUGGAUCCCUAAUGACGUGUUAAUUCAGGAACAAGAAACUUUAAUAGAUUCUCCAUUAAAGGAGGAAGUAAAACAAAUUACAAACAAGAAAAGUAAUUUCACAGCGGAGUAUGAUGAUGCAGAGCAUUCUAAUGUUUCCACUAUCACGGACCAUAAGGAUUUGAAGUCAGAAAUAUUCGAGGAACAGAAUCGUGUAUCCGUUAUAAAAUCCUUCCAGACCAACGGGAGCCCGAUUUCAAAGAAAAUGGAGGAAGUUAAAACGGAAGUAUAUCUUACAACGAACGCGACGAGUCAGAGUAUAAAAGAUGAUUCAGAAUCUGAUGACGCUGAUCUAUCGUUUAUGCAACCACUCAGUCCUGAUAGUAAAUUCAGCAGGAACAGGAGCAAGGAUAGAUCAUUCGCUAAGAUCACUGAAUUGAUCAGCGACGAACAAAAAGAAGCUAUCGAGACUUUCUACACGGUUGAUAUGUCGAUUGUAAACCCGGUCGAAGUGCAGAAGAAUUUGACUAUAAUUGAUAAGAAGAAUAUACGCUGUAAUAUCUGUGGUACUUUUUACCUCAGAAUGGACAAGUGUCAGGUACAUAUUUGGGGCCAUUUGAAGAUGAAGCCAUAUCAAUGCAAAGCGUGUGACUUUUCCACGGUGACCGUCACCAACGUUCGUUGCCAUAUUAGAAAGAGUCAUCUAAAAAUCAAACCGUUCGAAUGUCAUCUUUGCGAAAGAAAAUAUGUAACUGCCGUUUUAUUGGAGGAACAUAUUAAUACUCAUACGGGUGCCCGGCCAUUUAAGUGUAAGCUUUGUGACUUCACAAGCGCAAGUCGACAAAUGCUGAGUUACCACGGCGCUACUCAUAAACCAAAAAAGGAUAUUAAUUGUAAGAUUUGCGACAAGGAAUUUUAUUCGAGAGGCAGACUACGAGCACACAUGAUCAUACAUAAUAAAGACAAAUUUGUCGUAUGUAAACUAUGCUCUGCUUAUUUAUCCAGUCAAGAGGCACUAAAGACACAUCACAAAAACGUUCACUCGCAAGAUUAUGUGUGUAACGUAUGUGGCAAACAUGUUCAGUCGAGGAAAGCUUUGCACAAUCAUCAAAAUGUUCAUGCUGCUGCAAAAUAUAAAUGUUCUUUGUGUCCAAAUAUGUACAAGAGUAGUCAGAUCUUAAAAGAACAUCUUUUGAAACACGAAGGUAUCAGAAAGUACAAGUGCACUGUUUGUGAAAAAUCAUUUGGUCAACAAUCUCAUGUAGCUGCUCACAUGGCGGUACAUAGUAAAAUUAGAUUUCAUUGUCCUGGGUGCGACAAACCUUUCAAUCGUCAUGAUAACAUGAAGAUGCAUACUAAACGGUGUCAAUUGUUUCUCGCGAAUCCGGAUCUAAAGAAUCGUAUAGUUAAAAAAGAAAGAAAUAUAUUCUUCAAGAAACCGACGGAACUGAACGAGGAUUCAAUGAGCGGGGAUACGUCGAAUUCCGCAACACAUGUCGAAGAUCAGAAUGUAGAGCCAUUAAUGAAAACUGUAGAUAAAAAAGAAGAGGUUGAAAUGAAUCUCUGCAAAAUAGGACUGAAUAUCUCUUGCAUAAAGUCCAUGAAUGAAACGUGGAGAUGCGACGACGUGUAUAAAGAAGCUGGAGAAAUUACGGGAUCCGCCGAGAUUAAUUUGAUUCAAAUUACAGGUGUCAAUGAUAAUUUCAUUCCAGAAAGCGAGAACUUAAUAGUUCGUGAGACCAUUUUGGGACCAGAAAGUUUUUAACAAGAUUUUUUUAGACAGAUUGAUUAUUUUAAACAGACGAUACGAAUCAAGCGUUUUGUAAUAACGGCGCCCGACAGUACAAAUGUAAUCAGAAAAGAUCAAAGAGAUCACGAACGAGUACGUUAUUUACAAGUACUUAAGUCUCAACAAGUCCAAAACAUUAGGGUAAUUCAAUCGAUCGUCUUGUAGUGUCUUAUAUCUUUUACAUAUUGAUACAUUG
Molecule: messenger RNA, 3221 nt
Organism: Colletes gigas
Lineage: Eukaryota; Metazoa; Arthropoda; Insecta; Hymenoptera; Colletidae
Product: zinc finger protein 37-like
Exons: 7
Coding region: 152-3001 (949 amino acids)
Cellular component (GO): nucleus
Molecular function (GO): zinc ion binding
Source: RefSeq, a predicted model, not a curated record